Messenger RNA from Herpailurus yagouaroundi (jaguarundi), 2110 nucleotides. RefSeq names its product zinc finger CCHC-type containing 4 (gene ZCCHC4). The transcript is spliced from 13 exons. Gene Ontology annotation, cellular component: cytoplasm; nucleolus. NCBI's taxonomy places the organism in Eukaryota, Metazoa, Chordata, Mammalia, Carnivora, Felidae. Gene Ontology annotation, biological process: rRNA methylation. The record is from RefSeq and is a predicted model, not a curated record. Gene Ontology annotation, molecular function: rRNA (adenine-N6-)-methyltransferase activity; zinc ion binding; nucleic acid binding. Bases 3 to 1544 code for a protein of 513 amino acids.
AGAUGGCGGCCCCCAGGGAGUGGCUGGGAGCGGUGGAGGAAGAGGGGAACUCGGGUCUUCAGGGGAGCUCGGGAGUGGAGGUGGUUUUUCCUUCUGAUCCCGCCACGCCUGCCCCGGUGUGCCCUCACGGACCCACUCUUCUGUUUGUAAAGGUGAACCAAGGGAAAGAAGAAUCACGGAGGUUUUAUGCCUGCUCAGCCUGUAGAGAUAGAAAAGACUGUAAUUUUUUUCAAUGGGAAGAUGAAAAGUUGUCAGAAGCUAGACUUGCUGCCCGAGAAGCUCAUAACCGAAGAUGUCAGCCGCCUCUAUCCCGAACACAGUGUGCAGAAAGGUACUUGAAGUUUAUUGAGUUGCCCUUGGCUGAGAGGAGGUUUUGUCAAAGAUGCCAGCAGUUGCUGUUGCCGGACGACUGGGAGAAGCACCGCGAGCACUGGGUGGUGGGCAACAUCUCUGCCGGCCAGCUCUGCAGGCCCAGCCAGCUUCUCCGUCCGCUGGAGAACAAGAAGACAAACGCCCAGUACUUGUUUGCCGAGCGUACCUGCCACUUCCUGGUAGACCUGCUUCCUGCCCUUGGGCUCACGAGAGUACUGUGCGUUGGCACACCAAGGUUGCAUGAGCUGAUCAGGUUGAAAGCAUCAGGUGACGAGAAGUCUAACAUUAAAAGCCUUUUACUGGAUAUUGAUUUUCGGUAUUCACAGUUUUAUAUGGAAGAUAGCUUUUGCCGUUAUAACAUGUUCAACCAUCACUUCUUUGAUGGAAAGGCUGCCCUUGAAGUAUGCAGAACAUUUUUACAGGAAGAUAAAGGUGAGGGAGUCAUUAUGGUGACAGAUCCUCCUUUUGGUGGCUUGGUUGAACCUCUGGCUGUUACAUUCAAGAAGUUAAUUGCUAUGUGGAAAGAAGGUCAAAGCCAAGAUAGCAGUCACAAAGAACUACCUGUAUUCUGGAUUUUCCCCUAUUUUUUUGAAUCCCGAAUUCGUCAGUUUUUUCCAAGCUUCUGCAUGCUGGAUUACCAGGUAGAUUAUGAUAAUCAUGCACUUUAUAAACAUGGAAAGACAGGUCGAAAACAAUCUCCUGUGCGUAUUUUCACCAAUAUCCCACCCAGCAAAAUAAUCCUUCCUAGUGAAGAAGGGUACAGAUUUUGCCCUUUAUGUCAACGAUAUGUUUCCCUAGAGAAUCAACACUGUGAGCACUGUAAUUCUUGCACAUCCAAGGAUGGCAGGAAGUGGAACCAUUGCUUUCUCUGCAAAAAGUGUGUAAAACCUUCCUGGAUCCACUGUAGCCUUUGCGGUCACUGUGCUCUUCCAGAUCAUUCCUGCGGGGCCCCUAAAGACGGCUGCUUUAUUUGUGGUGAAUUAGAUCAUAAACGUAGUACUUGUCCUCAGAUCACUGCAUCUAAGAAAGUGAUCAGAGCUGUCAGAAAGCAGAAGCAGAGGAAAAGUAAGAAGACGAAAAUGGAGACCGUUAAAGAGCAAUCCAUGAAUCACACAUCUGUUACAAGGAAGAAGAAAAGGAGAGAAAGAGCCCAUCAAUAUCUUUGCUCUUAAAUGUCCAGUGACUUGAGAAUAAGAAAGAUUUAUAGUCCAACCUUUGGUGCCAUUUUCUGAAAGUGCCACACUGGACUUAAAUUCUGUCGCUUUCAAAGGUAUGUGCCUUUUGAAGCCAGAAAAUAGGCAGGUGGCAUUUGUUGGUGUCUGGGCCCCUCAGCAGCCUCUCUGGAGACCUGGGGAGUUGUCCCAUCCUUAGCUGGUUUGCCAGACCUCUCUGUGUGCCUUCUUUCACUCUCCAAAUCUGUCCCAGUCGUAUCAUCUGGCCUCUUUUGAACAAUGGGCAUAUAGCAUUCUUUUGCAGAAAGUGUCAGAAGAGGAAUGAAAGGGGAGACUUGAGGUCUUGUUCAUAUUGAAGACGAGUGUGUUAAGUUAGACACAGGAAUGUUGUAAGUCAAACAUCAAAAUACUGUAUGAUGGAUUAAACCCCACUUGCAAAGAAAGGCACAAUGAGCAAUUAUUUGGGGACAAAAACUGAAGAUGAUGGGAAGAAUUUUCACGAGGAUAGUCUAAAGAUAGCAAGAGUAUCAUCAUGGCUUUAUGAUUAAAUAUGGGUUUUUCAAGUA